Messenger RNA from Nematostella vectensis (starlet sea anemone), 3479 nucleotides. RefSeq lists its product as uncharacterized. The coding region runs from base 565 to 1569 and encodes 334 amino acids. NCBI's taxonomy places the organism in Eukaryota, Metazoa, Cnidaria, Anthozoa, Actiniaria, Edwardsiidae. The transcript has 2 exons. Gene Ontology annotation, molecular function: G protein-coupled receptor activity. Gene Ontology annotation, biological process: G protein-coupled receptor signaling pathway. The record is from RefSeq and is a predicted model, not a curated record.
AUCAGACUCUAAUCUCUAGCAAUACUAAAUAUUAGUCUUAAGCGGAUAUCAUAGACUUGAUACGUCGCUUUUUUAGUACGCAUUUCUCUUCGUUUCCCGCGACUCCCCAGCGGGGUUUGAUAGGCUUAACAGACCAACUUUUCCAUGACAAAAACUGGGAGAACUAAGCUAGAACUAACACUUAAAACAAAGCCCUAUAUGAACUCGCGAUAGCAAAUGGGCCGCUCUUGAAAGCUAGAAGGCAAGCUCUAUAUCAGGCGCCUAGAUUACUGUCCCAGACAAUUUGCGUAUGACGAUUGAAUAAAUUAUCCUCGAGAAGUCAUCUGCCAGGUUAGAGCUUCUCAGUUCGUAAUAACAACGUGUCUCGAGUUGACGGUACUCAAGCGCUCUUUGAUAGAGAGUAUUCGAGAGCUGCGCAUCUGUCGUACUAGAAAAAGCUAACAUUGUGCGAAGUCAAAUUUCAUAAAUGUUGUUUUAAUCUGCUUGACUUUCGACAUUGUUAUAGUAUAAAAAGGAUAAGUUACAAGCGCUGAAGGAAAAAAAGUUAUAAGGGCGCUGAGGACGAUGGGGGAUUGUGUUGGGAACUCAUCCGCUGACAAGACUGGCAUCCCGUAUUUCCAGCUGGUAAUUUCAGUUAUUUCAUGCUUUGUAGCCACUCCUUGCAGCACCGCCGUGAUCGUAGCAGUGGCCCGGGACCCGUGUAAUGAGCUCCGCAACUCGGUGAUGUCCCUAGUUCUGACGGCAGUAGCUGGCGCCGGAAUCCUCGGAGCCAUAGCCGAACCCAUUUUCAUAUACGACGCCGCUUCGUCGAUUUCCGAGGGGGUCUCGAUGGAACACCGAAUCCAUACCGAACUUAUCAGCUUGCAAAUCGCAGUCAUCAUUUCAUUCGUUGCCUCAAUGUCAUCAGUUUUCUGCCUAGUUGGAAUCACAAUUUGUCGAUAUUUGUUCGCCUCGGCUCCGGAUUGGUUCGUAGUUAAUGCGACGUUUAACCGAACACUGUUCGCCACCAGCAUGGGCUGGCUGAUGUCGAUAAGCUACCCAUUCUUAUACCUGAAUUGUGGGCUACAGUACUACUGUACGGGGCACGUUACUGCAGUAGUCUUGACUUUGAUUGCAGCUAUAUCCUUCAACAUGCUAUGGGUGAAACCCAAACUGGUCGCGCUCAAGAUAGACGGGAGAGGUGAGACCUCGCGGAGAGAAGCCCUGCUCGACAAACCUUACUUGGCCCUCUUACUCAUCUCUCUUGCGUCCUAUGCUAUAGCCAGCGUGUUUGCCUACAUUGCGCAAUACGGAAACGUCAACUGCAAGCUUCAAAGCUGGUUCACGCAUGUGUGCUUUGGGAUCAUCCGCUUACAAUGCGGGUGCUCGCCACUUAUUGCGAUGGUGAGCAUGAAACGACUGAAGAGGGCGACUAAGAGAAUUGUAUGCAUGUGCUUGUGUCCCGAAAGAGCCAUCUUGAAGUAUUCACAAUCAAGGCGGAGUUCCAGAAAAAAAAAUGGUGCAGUUACGUUACUUGAAAUGAGCCGACGACAGCAAGGGUUUGGAAGGCACGCGGUUUUUACGAUGUAGAGGUCUGGGUUUGAUAGAUCAUGUGACUGAUAGGUUCAUAUGACUCUGAUAACGUAGCAGACACAAAGGAACUGGGAGGCACGGGGUCCCACGCUGUAAGGGUUUGAGCUCUAGGUGGUUGAUCUCAUGUGACUGAUAUACUCAUGUGACUUUGAUCAAGUAGCAGGCUCAAAGGUUUGGUAGGCAAGAGUUGGGUUCGACAUCUGAGAUUGAUCACGUGACUGGUAGGUUGAGGGAAUUUUAAAUGGCCCCCGAUACAUUGAAAGUACUCGAAAAAGUGGGCCAUGUUUAUAUGCUCACGCAUGUUUAGGCGAUGCUCAAACAUUUUGCUUUGCGCGGGGCUAGCCAUUCGCUCGUUUCAUGUCAGGCUUUAAAAUACUUUCUAGAAAACGCAACAAAUAGACAGAUCUCUAUUAGACCUUUGACAGACUAUUUAUCCCUAGUGUGCUCCUUGUUUGAAUGAUUGUCCGGGCAUAUCAUAUCUGCCAUAUUAUAUCGUAUUAUUUCCGAAAACACGCACUUUUUAGACCCCUAAAAAGCCAGACAAUGAGCCUAAAGCGAUUGGCAAACAUUAAGCUAAGAUAAAAGCUGUAAGUCAAGCGGCUAAUCCAUUACUUAAAAGCGUCUGGAUUUGCUAAUAACUCCCCUAAUAGGUUAAAUAGAUUCGAUCGUAGGUAUUUAUAGCUCUGUGUAAGCAAUACAGAUAAUAGUCAGGCAUAUUAAAGAAGCUGCGACAAUCGAAAUUGUUUGAUAGACAAAGGAUAAAUCGGGGAAGGCAUGUAUAGCUAGGAUCCUAAAUUUGAAAUUAUUUUCCCAUCGCGACUAAAACUGGUUCGAUUGAAGGUGCGCGUGUUAGUGAUGUGGUGUGCGCUCCAUUCUUUCGGGCUGGGGGGACGCGAGCCCACCCUUUUUGCGCUGAAAAGAGAAGAAAUAAAUAAUCCGAAAAAGAAAGACAUGAAAAAUUUUUUUCUGUAUUUAUUUUCAAUUGUCAGUCCUCCCUUAAAUAACAUGCCUCGCGGUCCCUAAAUAGCAGAUUUAAAAGGGGGUACUCCCGUCAAAACAAAGUUAUUUAUAAUGUUACGAUGUAAACAGGUUAAUGUGGGAUGUAUUGAUGGAAAUCUAAGUCGUAAAGCAAAAGCAUCAUUUAAAUGUACUCUUUUCAACUACAUGCAAAGCGCGCCGUUUAGUGCACCAUUUAUGGACCUCCUUGGAUUCUCGCGCGCUAAUGCUCAAAUAGUGCAUCCGACUUCUUAGUGAGAUUACCACAGCAUUGAUGCACUAGACGGCAAUAUCUUAAGGAAAUGUCAUUGAAAUCUAUGUGUUUUAGUCUGCUGUCUGCCUUUCGCUUCCCCCUUGAGCACGCCAUUCUAAUGGACAUGAGCGACGGAAGUAGUUUGUGAGCUCAGUAUAGGCUCCAAGGUUAAAAGGUUGUUUUAGGAUAAAUGAUAUUUGAACAUUGUAGAUUUGUUUUCUGUGUGUUCAUCAAAAUUGUGUUAGGUGUAUCAUAGGGUAUUUUGGGCGAAGUCCACAAUAAAGAAUCAUCAGUUCGAGUUCGACGAAGGUAAACAAAUAAAUGCACUUUGCUUGACAUUUGUCUCACUAUGACAGCUCUCAUUGUAAAGUGGCAAUAAAACACAAAAGCUCUCAUUUAAAAGUGUCAAUAAAACACAAAAACACUUUGAAAACUCGACGUGACAUUUUCACAAACUCAAAAUCUAGCUCGACAAACGAAAAGCGGGACCUACAAUUUCUUGAAGGUGCCGCCCAAGAUGUCACUCUUUGCAAUGUUUUGAGAAACCAUUCCGACCGUAUAGAAACAAUUUUAUGCAUUUGUACAUCGAACUCGAUUUAUCCAUGAAGAAAAUACCUUUUUAUAUUGUCAAUAAAUAAUAAAGACAGCAUAUUAAGAA